This is a messenger RNA of Chrysoperla carnea, 1260 nucleotides long. Its product is annotated as zinc finger protein 227-like. NCBI's taxonomy places the organism in Eukaryota, Metazoa, Arthropoda, Insecta, Neuroptera, Chrysopidae. The record is from RefSeq and is a predicted model, not a curated record. The transcript has 9 exons. The coding region runs from base 1 to 1182 and encodes 393 amino acids.
AUGGCUGCCAAAAGCAAUCCACCGGAAUCAUCAACAUAUUCCGGUGAUUUUCAUUAUCAAAUAUGGGGUGAUAAACGAAAACGUUGUCGUGUAUGUCAUCGUUUAAAUAAACGUAAAGCAACGUAUUAUCAUUGUGCAUCAUGUAAGGAUAUGUUUGGACGUAAUAUUGGAUUAUAUUAUUAUAUGACAGAUUCAAAUAAUGCCCCAUACAUAUGUCCAUGUAGCAAAGCGUAUAAAUAUAAACGUAAUUUACUCGCACAUCAAAAAUAUUCGUGUGGUGGCCGUGGAUUGAAUAAAAAUUUUAAAUAUAUUACUUACGAAUUUACUGUGGAACCAGAAAGAACACGACCAUUCGUUUGUUCAUACUGCCAAAAAUCAUAUAAAUAUGAACGUAAUGUUCGAUUUCAUCAAAAAUAUGAAUGUGGACCAAUGGGCGAAAAAAAACAUUUCCAAUGCCCUUUCUGUGAAUAUAAAGGAAAACGGAAAUUUGUGUUACAUCGUCAUUUGUUAUUACGUCAUAAAUAUCUUAUUAUGCAAGUGUUUGUACAAAUUGUGGGAAAAUGUAUAGACAUAAAGGCUCAUUACAGCGACAUCAAAAGAUUUUUUUGCAAAAUUUGUGGAAAAAACUACAAACAUGAAAGUUCAUUAUGGCGUCAUGAGAAAUUAGAAUGUCAAUUAGAACCACAAUUUCAAUGUUCAUUAUGCCCAUAUAAAAGUCAUCAAAAAUCGAAUUUGAAAAAUCAUUUACGCCGCCGUCAUAAUUAUUUUAUUAAUACAAUGCAAAUAUGUUACACAUGUGGAAAAAAUUAUAGACAUCAACGAUCAUUAUCGCGUCAUCAAAAAUAUGAAUGUGGAACAGAUCGUAAAUUUCAUUGUCCAUAUUGUGAUUAUAAAGGAAAACGGAAAACUACCACAAUGCAAAGGAUGUGGAAAAUAUUACCGACAUGUUUGCUCCUUAUAUCGUCAUGUGAAACUUUUUAUAUGUGUAACAUCUGUGGAAAAUGUUACAGACAUCGACGAUCAUUUUCACGUCAUCAAAAAUAUGAAUGCCAAAAAGAACCAGGUUUUCAAUGUCCUUUAUGCCCGUACAAAGGACAUCAAAAAUCUAAUAUGGAAGCACAUAUUCGUCGUAGGCAUCGAUUUAAAAAUGAUUAUUUAUUUGAAAAUGCAUACAAAUUUUAAUUUUAAAUUUUCUACCAUUAAUAAUUUGAAAUAUCUGUAAACAAAAAUUGUGUAAAUAAAUGUUCAAAAGUUGUACAG